This is a messenger RNA of Purpureocillium lilacinum, 672 nucleotides long. The record is from RefSeq and is a predicted model, not a curated record. Lineage: Eukaryota; Fungi; Ascomycota; Sordariomycetes; Hypocreales; Ophiocordycipitaceae.
AUGGCAUCGUCUUUCGCAUCGCCGCGCACCUGCGCCCGGCAUGUAGGCGCACUCCAGUCUUUGGGCAGGGCGCGUCUCCAGAGCCGAAUCGUGCGUCACAGCUUCGUCCAGGGCAGGCUGGCCUGUUCCAAGACUCCCGGGCCGCCUUGCCAUGACGCCUCACGACCCGGCGGUGCUCAGCAGUCGAGUACGGCUUCGAUCGCGUCUGCAGCCUUUUGGACGUCCAACGCUACGUGGCGGCGCGCCACAGUCAACACGUUUCGGUGCCUCGUCGGUUGCACGGCCGGCGACUUUUCCGCCAUGUGGUUCCUCCAGUCCAGCUACCCAGAACUCGGUAUGGAGUGGGUAAUGGCGAUUUCUAGUUCGUCUUCCCAUCGCCUGGUCUCCGGGCUGUCGACGUCGAUGAUGCUGGAGACGGUGCUGUUGCGGCUCGGCCGCGAUCGCCUCUCGUGGAAGCUGGCGGCGAGGACCGCAGCGGGAAUGAGUCUGAUCUCAAUGAUCACAAUGGAGGCGGCUGAGAACGCCGUCGAGUACUACCUGACCGGUGGCCAAGUCUCGCUAGACUCACCAGCGUUUUGGGUCGCCGGGAUCGUCGCCAUGGCGGCGGGCUUCCUGGCCCCGCUGCCGUACAACUACGCGCGACUGAGGCGGUACGGCAAGGGCUGCCAUUGA